Dermochelys coriacea (leatherback sea turtle) is the source of this 893-nucleotide messenger RNA. RefSeq names its product presequence translocase associated motor 16 (gene PAM16). Gene Ontology annotation, biological process: protein import into mitochondrial matrix. The record is from RefSeq and is a predicted model, not a curated record. Bases 16 to 828 code for a protein of 270 amino acids. The transcript has 5 exons. Lineage: Eukaryota; Metazoa; Chordata; Testudines; Dermochelyidae. Gene Ontology annotation, cellular component: TIM23 mitochondrial import inner membrane translocase complex.
CCGGGCCGGGCCCCCAUGGCGGUGCCCACGUGGCCGGGCCCAGGCGCGGCGGGGGAGGGGUCACCUCCAGGGGCCGCGGGUGCGGAGCGUGGGGGAUCUCGGGCCGGGCCAGGACCCAAAGCCCCACACCCAAGCGCUACAGAUGGGCCGUGGCGAGGCUGCCCCUCGGCGCGAGGGCGGCUGGGGGCCAGGCCGGGGGGGCGCUGGGGCCGCGAUGGGGAUGAGCGGCCCGGCUCCCGCGACAGGGGCACCCAGCCCCGCCCCCGCUGCGGCCUCCCCGCCGGCCGCCAGGGGGCGCGCCCCCCUCCCGCGCGGCGCUCGGCACCCGCCGCUCGCUGGCCGCGGGGACACUCUGCCCGGCGCCGUCUCUAUGGCGCCCUCGCGGGGGCCGCUGCCCUUCGCUCCCUGAGCCGGAGCCCGCGGCAGGCCGGAAGCGCCGGGGACAUGGCCAAGUACCUGGCGCAGAUCAUCGUGGUGGGGGUGCAGGUGGUGGGCAGGGCCUUCGCUCGGGCGCUCAGGCAGGAAUUUGCAGCCAGCCGAGCAGCGGCUGAUGCGCGGGGACGCGGUGGGCCCCAGUCUGCUGCAGCCACCAGCAUCUCAGGGAUCAGCCUGCAGGAGGCCCAGCAGAUCCUCAACAUUUCCAAGCUCAGCCCGGAGGAAAUUCAGAAGAACUACGAUCACUUAUUCAAGGUGAAUGAUAAGUCAGUGGGGGGAUCGUUUUACCUGCAGUCUAAGGUGGUGAGAGCCAAGGAGCGGCUGGAUGAAGAACUUCGAAUCGAGGCCCAGAGACAGAGUGAAAGAGAACAGGGGCAGAAGCCAGAGACGUAACUACUCCCCAUGCCCUCUUCUCAGCCCCUCUAAAUUAUAGCCAGCCAAUAAAUCCCCUCUCUGCA